Messenger RNA from Fonsecaea erecta, 972 nucleotides. RefSeq lists its product as hypothetical. The coding region runs from base 1 to 972 and encodes 323 amino acids. Lineage: Eukaryota; Fungi; Ascomycota; Eurotiomycetes; Chaetothyriales; Herpotrichiellaceae. The transcript has 2 exons. The record is from RefSeq and is a predicted model, not a curated record.
AUGUCAAGCAUAUCAUUUAAUUUCACCGACCUGGAGGACAUCCCCCCGGCUUUAUGGAGCCUUCGGUGCGGAAUUGGCAAGCGUGAUUGCACAAUAACUGAGAAACACCUUGCGCCUCUCGAUGACCUUGCGGUCAGGUUGGGUGUCACUCAACAUGCGCGACAAAAUGCAAAAAGAUUGGCAACCGGUUACAGGGACCUUGUGGUUCUGCUUCUCGAACCAAGCGACAAGGCCGAGGAGGUCUCGUACCAUGAGAUGCUUGAAUGUUCUACUGCUCUGAAAUAUGUUAAUGACUCUCUCCGUCUUGCAUUCGAUGGACGACGCGAUCUGGACAAUACUGUUGUGCUCGAUAUCAGGCCGUAUCGCAGCGAUAGGAUAAGAAUGCAACAAAAAGAGGAAGACCGCAUUGCCGAUGAUGAACCAGCUUACGAGGCAACUGAAGAAAUUUUGACUUUGCUGCGUCCAGACCUUGUUCUGAUCUGUCAAUGCCAGACGUCCGAUGUGGGAAACAGGUUUGCCGCUGAUUACUGUUCAUCCGUGGAAUCAAGCGGGGAUCUCUCUCUAUCUGGUCUACGGAAUGGCCAUAAAAUAGUGAAGAUCAACAGCUUCCAUCCAAUGUAUUUUGCCCGAACAGACAAAGACAAAGAACCCCUAAAGAGAAUGAUUCGAAAGUAUCUGUUUGAUACUACGUUUCUGGUUGCUGCCAAUUUUCUCGCAGGCCGGCGACUUUCUGGCUUCGGCAUGGACAAUCUGAGGCAAUGUGCAGAACACGGGCCAGUGACGAAAUUCACGUCCGAAGGUGUUAGAAUUACGUGCCAGUGGACAGAUGAAGAUGAUGUCGCUAGUCCCAGCCUUAUCCAAAGGCUGGAAGAACUGGGUCUGGGAGCAAAGCAUCACCGCUCCACGGAACUUGAUCAACUCCUAAGCAGAAAUCUCCAGAAGCACAAAAAGUACGACGACUUUGUGUCCUAA